AUGUGUGAUUCGUGGGCGAUCGGUACCGUGCAUGAGUUGGUUUUCGAAAAAUCCAAAAUCAAGAUUGCGCGAUCGCGCCGCAAGAACAGCUUCUUUGGCUCACCUGCUGUGCGCGCCGGAUCCAUUUCAUGUGAUGCUACGACACUCAUCUUCUCCCUCCCUUCGACCGCGUCGAGGUUCAGCUUCCCAAUCACGUCUGCAUCUUGAACGAUGAGUCGGCCGCAGAUGUCACCAGCCACACGCUGUGGUGCCCUUUGCGUAAGGGUCUAUGGCUCUCGCGCUUGUCUCGUUCUCCGCGUUUUAAUGAUAUCGAUAAUUAAGGGAGACCGAGCACACGUGACUACACUGCCGUAACGACGCAGCGGUCUUCGUCUAUUAAAAGAUAAAGCGUCGACAGGAGACACUGUGUGGUAGUGUAACAGCCGCAGAGCGAGCAGGGCAAG
Molecule: messenger RNA, 443 nt
Organism: Ectocarpus sp. CCAP 1310/34
Lineage: Eukaryota; Phaeophyceae; Ectocarpales; Ectocarpaceae
Source: the annotation of a GenBank genome assembly